CUUGCCCACCCUCACCGCGACCGCACACUCUGCUCCCCCGCCCUAGCGCUUUCUUCCAAGUCUCGUCGCAAGCCUUAACUAGGUAGACGACGUCCAGGCCAGCUCUUCACCAGCGGACCAAUCCCCACCAUGGAACGCUAUGAGAAGUUAGGUAAAAUUGGAGAGGGCACCUAUGGCGUCGUUUACAAGGCAAGAGAGAUUGCCACAGGCCAAAUGAUCGCUCUCAAGAAGAUUCGUCUGGAACAGGAAGAUGAAGGUGUUCCCUCAACCGCCAUCCGUGAGAUUUCCAUUCUAAAGGAGCUCACCCACCCAAACGUCGUUUUGUUCAAAGACGUCGUGCACGCCGAUAAGAAACUCUAUCUCGUCUUUGAGUACCUCGACCAGGACCUCAAGCGUUUUAUGGAUUCGGUCAGUGCUCUGCGCCCCGCUCUGGUCAAGUCCUACUUGUACCAGUUGAUCAACGGCAUUGCCUAUUGUCACUCCCGCCGCGUCUUGCAUCGUGAUCUCAAGCCACAAAAUCUACUCAUUGACCGCACCGGUAUGCUCAAACUCGCUGACUUUGGCCUAGCCAGGGCAUUCGGUAUCCCCGUUCGCCAUUACACACACGAAGUCGUAACGCUCUGGUACAGAGCCCCGGAAAUCCUGCUCGGCGCUAGGAAAUAUUCAACUCCUGUUGAUAUUUGGUCGAUCGGUUGCAUCUUUGCAGAAAUGGUUAUGAGAGCACCAUUGUUCCCAGGCGAUUCCGAGAUUGAUCAGUUGCACAAGAUCUUCUUUGCACUUGGAACCCCAACUGAAGAGAUGUGGGAGAACGUCAGCGAGCUGCCAGACUACUCUACCAGGUUUCCCAACUGGCACAAACGACACAUUGGAGAGACAGUUAAAAACCUCGAUAGUCAGGGGUUGGAUCUCCUUUCAAAAAUGCUUAUCUACGACCCCACCAAGAGAAUUAAUGCCGCUGGGGCACUGCAACAUCCAUACUUCAGCGACUUGAAUCAUGACACUUUCAAACCCUUGGAUGGGUCUUCUCUCUUUGACAAGCUUCCCGGAACCUAAUUUAAUGCUUUGUGGUUGGCCUUCACGAACCAGUUUAGUACGGUACUGCUUUACUGCACUGCUUCAAAUUGUACAAAAUGUACUCUCAAA
Molecule: messenger RNA, 1143 nt
Organism: Chondrus crispus (carragheen)
Lineage: Eukaryota; Rhodophyta; Florideophyceae; Gigartinales; Gigartinaceae
Product: Cyclin-dependent kinase A-1, CDKA-1
Exons: 4
Coding region: 130-1053 (307 amino acids)
Biological process (GO): protein phosphorylation; regulation of gene expression; signal transduction
Cellular component (GO): nucleus; cyclin-dependent protein kinase holoenzyme complex; cytoplasm
Molecular function (GO): ATP binding; cyclin-dependent protein serine/threonine kinase activity; cyclin binding
Source: RefSeq, a predicted model, not a curated record